CACAAACUCAGCCUUCAGGUACAACAAUUAGCACAUAGCAGCUACUGUUAAUGCAGUUAACAUAUUUAAUUGUUGUGUCGGGUCAUGUCUGCUCUGAGCGGGAAAGUCCAGACAGUCCUGGGCCCGAUAGAUCCAGACCGACUGGGUCGCACCAUGACCCACGAGCACCUGACUAUGAGCUUCGAGUGCUGCUUCGUCCCGCCGGCUCCGGGACAUGAGGACAAUUCCUUGGCACCCAUCCAGCUAAAGAACGUGCACUGGCUCCAGCAGAACCCGUACAGCCACCGAGAGAACCUUCUUCUGUGCCAGGAGAUCGAGGCAGUGCAUGAUGAACUGGUAUGCUUCAAGAAGGCUGGAGGAGGCACCAUUGUGGAGAACACGACGACGGGUAUAACUCGAGAUCUGCCCGCUUUAUGCAAGCUGGCCAAGGACACAGGGGUUAAUAUCAUCGCAGGGGCCGGAUACUACGUGGAUGCCACUCAUUCUGAUGAGAUGAGGAAGAUGACCGUGGAGAAGCUCACUGAUGUUAUCGUGAGUGAGGUGUCACACGGCGCUGAUGGCACAGACGUCCGCUGCGGCGUGAUUGGAGAGAUCGGCACAGGCUGGCCAAUCACAGAGAGCGAAAAGAAAGUGCUGCGUGCCACUGCGCAUGCUCAGACACAGCUGGGCUGUCCGGUUAUCAUCCACCCGGGCCGGAACAACGCCGCCCCUGGCGAGGUAGUCCGAAUCCUCCAGGAGGCUGGAGGAGACAUCUCUAAAACCGUGAUGUCUCAUCUUGACAGAACCAUAUUUGACCAUGGCGAGUUGCUGGAGUUUGCGAAAUUAGGAAGCUAUCUCGAGUACGACCUUUUCGGCACAGAAAUGCUGGACUACCCCUUUAAUUUGGCCGUCGACAUGCCCAGUGACAGCCAGAGGGUUCAAACCCUGGCGUUUCUAAUUAAAGAGGGCUACGAAGACAGGAUCGUCAUCGCUCAUGAUAUCCACACCAAGAACCGACUGACCAAAUAUGGCGGCCAUGGUUAUUCCCACAUCCUGAAGAAUAUUGUCCCCAAAAUGCUUUCCAGGGGCAUCAGCCAAAAGCAGGUGGAUAAGAUACUGAUAGACAACCCCAGGCAGUGGCUCACCUUUAAAUAGAUCAUCUCUCUCUAGCCGCUUUAUCAAUAGAUCUGACAUUUAAAUCUGAUGAAGGAGAAAAACAGUCAUGUGAUCGUACAGCAAAAGUGUUGUAGUGUAGGAGGAGAAAUAUCUGCUUGGGAUGUUUGGAAUCAUACAAACAUGAGUUUUUACAGCUUUGAUAACUAAUAUGAUUUGUGUGUGUGUGUGUGUGAGAGAUAUUCAGUGAAUUGACAGCAGAUGCUUCACCUUGGCUAUUCAGUCGGUAUCUAAUUAAGAAAAAUCAAAAUAGAUUUCAAGGCUGUUGUUUUGUAGAAGUCAUCAGGGAAAACGGAUGGAGUUGAUUCAUUACGAGCACAAUUAAAGACGGGUUUUGGGACAUCGUUCAAUACUCCAGAGACAAAAAUGAACGGAACACCUUUUGAUUUCAGACAAAUACCUCAUGCUAAUCAUUGUGCCUCAAUGAGACAUCACGUCAGUGCAACGACUGGGCUUUGAUUGUGUUGUUUUUGUUUUUUUUUGUUUGAUUGUUUUAUUUCUUCAUUCAAUCCUAAUUAAAAAUGCAGUCCAACAAUGCUGCAUUUAAUCGCAAUAACAGCACUGCAGAGAAAUAGCACUUACUUUGCAAAAGCUUUAAGCUUGAUUCGGUUAAAGCUAGACGGCCUUUCAGACUUUUCAAGUGUAGAUCAUAAAAAGAAUUUUCCCAGACACCGAAUUAUUAUCUUUGUUUAGUGGACCGAAUUCGAAUCACAGACUUCCAGUUUUAAGUUUAUUUUUUUUUUAAUAGAACAAUUUAUGAAUUUAAGGCCAUGUGGCCCUAAAUUCUCCGCUAUUUUUUUUUUUCCUGCUUCACCAUGAUUUGAUACAAGAUACUGCGUCAUGCAUCACGUGGUGGGCUUUCCCCGUUUGCACAAGGCAUUGUGGGAUACAAAUUUGAAACAGGAGAGAAAAAUGGAGGACGUGAGUGUGCGAAUGAAACGUGAAAGACCGACUACAGUAACGGAAAGAAAGCGAGAAGAAAAGACAUUAUGUUAUAUACGAAGGAAAGGAAACGCAGGACCAAGCUAAUAAAUAUCGGCGGUCAGCGAGCACCUCGGUGUGAUCAGCUGUUCGUUUAGCGACAGGACGAUGGAACUGUCAGUGCACGCUCAAAGGUAAACCUGUAGAUGCGCGCACACACACACGGACUUCCUCUGUCUGCUUGACUGCGCGAAGCGAAUGAUUUCAUGCAAGUUAUUUGCUUUAAUCCCCUCAAAUUAAAUAACUUCCCAGCCACAGAACAGAACGGCCUGAUAUUUUGUGAGAUAUUACAGAAAUGAACAUGUAUCACAAUGAUCACAUUUCAGAGAGAACUAAAUUUCACCAAUUUUAUGAAAUCGAAAUGCCGUCUAGCUUUAAUUUUGACUUUAUUCUGAAUUUAACAGUAAAAUAUUAACAAUUAAUAAAAUGUACUUAAAAUAUAUUGGUUUGUGAGAUGCAGUUUUAGAUUUUAAACCUUAUCAUUUUAUUGCUUUCACUAUGCAAUAUUUUUGAUGGAAACACAAUGAUGUGAUACAGUACUGUGCAAAAGUCUUGGCACCUCCUUUUUUUUUUUUGUUUUCAAUCCAAGCUUUGUUGUAUUUUAUGACUUCUGCAUUAUCGAGUUGGUACAAAAGCAUUUUAGAGUUCCAAACAUUUGUUUAUUUUUUUCAGCACAAAAUUAAAUAUUACAGAAAAAUGUUUGUAUCUGAGAUCUGAGCAGCAUGUUCCAUUCCAUAAGGGAUGACUUUCCAGAUUAAAAAAGAAAACAUAAUGAAGGCUGCUGGGUUUUGGUGCAAAAUGAAGACGUGAAUGUGACAAAGUGUCCAGAAGAACUGUGGCUGGUUCUGUAAGAUGCUCAGUAAAACCUACAGCUCAUUUCCGCAUAAAACUGCACUCACUGGACCUGAGACUACAAUUUUUAUUUUUUAUUUUUAAAGCAAAGGGUCGUCUCACACCAACUACUGACUUUGUUUUAUUUAUUAUGGCUUACUGAUUACUGUUUAUAAUAUAUUUUUUUUAAUUUUGAAACAUCUCAUUUCAUUAUUUUUGAGCCAUUUUUGUUCUACAGCAUUUAUUUACAUCUCUAAGACUUUUGCACAGUACUGUACAUCUGCCUUUUUUUUUAA
Neoarius graeffei (lesser salmon catfish) is the source of this 3260-nucleotide messenger RNA. It is a transcript of the gene pter, whose product is annotated as phosphotriesterase related. The record is from RefSeq and is a predicted model, not a curated record. The transcript is spliced from 5 exons. Gene Ontology annotation, biological process: catabolic process. Gene Ontology annotation, molecular function: zinc ion binding. NCBI's taxonomy places the organism in Eukaryota, Metazoa, Chordata, Actinopteri, Siluriformes, Ariidae. The coding region runs from base 85 to 1134 and encodes 349 amino acids.